Molecule: messenger RNA, 1791 nt
Organism: Linum trigynum
Lineage: Eukaryota; Viridiplantae; Streptophyta; Magnoliopsida; Malpighiales; Linaceae
Source: the annotation of a GenBank genome assembly
AUGGCAGCUCCCCGAAUCCUCCUCGCCGGCGAUGUCUUUGGCCGCCUCAACCAGCUCUUCAAGCGCGUCCAAUCGGUGAACAAGUCUGCUGGUCCCUUCGACGCACUCUUCUGCGUCGGCCAGUUCUUCCCCGACUCGCCGGAGAGGCUUGAGGAGUUCAUGAACUACGUCGAAGGCCGCUCUUCUGUCCCCCUUCCUACUUACUUCAUCGGCGACUAUGGUGUUGCCGCUCCUAAAGUCCUUUCCACUGCAUCCAAGAACUCUGCCAACUUAGGGUUCAAAAUGGACGGUCUCACCAUAUGCGAGAACCUUCACUGGCUUAGGGGCAGCGGCAAGUUCUCCUUCCAGGGUUUGUCCAUUGUUUACUUGUCUGGUAGAAGCUCAUCGGAGGGUCAACAAUUUGGUACAUACAGUCAAGAUGAUGUUGAUGCUUUGAGAGCAUUGGCUGAGGAAUCUGGAGUGGUUGAUCUUGGGGUCACAACUAGAGCAUCUUUGGCAGAUGUUCCUGCCGAAGCAUCAGAUUCAUCAGGGUGUGAUCCUGCUAUAUCAGAGUUGGUAGCCGAGAUCAAACCACGGUAUCAUAUUGCAGGUACUAAAGAUAUAUUUUAUGCCCGGGAACCUUAUUCCAACACCGAUUCUGUGCAUGUCACUCGUUUUUUGGGCCUUGCUUCAGUUGGAAAUCCUAAGAAACAGAAAUUCAUCCAUGCAAUUUCUCCUACUCCUGCAUGUACUAUGUCGGCCUCUGAAAUCAGCGUGAAGCCUUCAAAUGCUACCUUAUCACCAUAUACGUUUGAAGAGCAAACAGGUCGACUUAAAGAAGUCACCAAGCGGCCUGGUGAUAGCAUGUCUGAUUCACAGUAUUGGCGAUAUGAUGUUUCUAAAAAGAGGCAGAAAUCUGGAGAUGGGGAUGGAUUAUGUUUUAAAUUCAUAUACACUGGUUCUUGUCCAAGAGGUGAACAAUGCAACUUUCAGCAUGAUAUGGAUUCAAGAGAACAAUUUCGCAGGGGAGUUUGUCUUGAUCUCCUUCUCAAGGGAAAAUGUGAGAAGGGCCCAGAGUGCAGCUUUAAGCAUGAGUUGCAGAAUGAAGCUGAGAACCCUCCUCGAAGAAGAGUUGGUUCCGGAAGUAUGACUGCUAACAGGUCAAAAGAAUGUUGGUUUUGUUUGUCAAGCCCGAAUGUGGAGUCCCAUUUAAUCAUUAGUGUCGGAGAAAACUACUAUUGUGCACUUGCUAAAGGCCCACUCGUGGAGGAUCAUGUACUAGUAAUACCAAUCGAGCAUUUGCCCAACACCUUCACUCUUUCUCAAGAAUUUGAGUCUGAACUGGUUAGACUCCGUGACAGUCUCCAACUAUACUUCCAGAAUCGGCAAAAGGAAGCUGUUCUGUUUGAAUGGGUUUCUAAGCGGGUUUCCCAUGCCAAUCUUCAGGUUGUUCCUGUUCCAUCAUCAAGGGCAGCUGCUGUUCCUGAUAUUUUUAACAUGGCUGCUAAAAGAAUGGGGUUUAAAUUAGUUUCCAAGAAAUUCGACAACAUUUUAGACAGAAGAAAGUGGUUGAGGACACAGUUUGAUGAGAAUAGUAAUUUCUUCUAUGCUGAGGUCCCUGAUGGCACGAUACUAACUCUUUCAGUUGACGAGAAUGAGAAAUUCCCAGCACAGUUUGGACGCGAGGUGUUAGCUGGCUUGCUAAAUAUGCCCGACAGGGCCGAUUGGAGGAACUGCAGCCUCAGCAAGGAAGAGGAAACAAGCGCUGUGGAAAAAUUCAAGGAAGGGUUCAAAGAGCUAGACCCCAAUUAA